ACACAGAGAGAGGCUUGCAGUGUGUGCCGCUGUAGUAAGCACAAAGCGCAGACAAAGUGAGACUAUGAAUCUGUCGCUAUCUUUGCGGGUUCUCGUGUAACGUGCUGGCUCCGUCCGCCUAGCCUCGCCUCGCCUCGCCCCGCUGUCCCACCAUCAGUCGGUCAGAGGCGGACUGGCUCCACGCCGCUGUGGCAGAGGGAGUGUGAGUAAAUGAGAGCGUUGUUUGGAGCCGUUGAACAAAGAGCUUGUCUUCCCUCGACCAUUGUUACUGAGCGGGGCGCCUGCUUUCUAAAUCACUCAGAGGUGGAUUCGGACUGGUAAAGUGAGGGGCGGCCAUUGCUCAAGUCAUGACCUCUGGGAAUGGGAACACUAACAGCGGCCAGCACAAUGGAGAAAGCAUACCAGCCCAGGCCUUAGUCAAGUCCCACAUCCUCACCCAUCUGAUAGAAGGCUUCGUCAUCCAGGAGGGUGCUGAGCCUUUCCCAGUUGAACGUCCAUCUUUCUCAAUUGAGAGCCUCAGGAGACACACAGGAGACUCAAAGAUGGACGGCCUCUCAUCAAAAGAGUUAAAGGUCCAGCAGGAGCCCAUGCUGACCUGUGAGCUGUGUGGCAGAGUUGACUUUGCCUAUAUCUUCAAGAGGUCCAAGAGGUUCUGUUCUACAGUGUGUGCCAAACGCUACAAUGUGGGAUGCACAAAGAGGAUGGGUCUCUUCCCAAACCGCAAAACCAGCCUGGAGAACGUGAAGAAACAAAGAGCAUUGAACGGAAACCACAAAAACUACAGUUUAGACUCUAAAAAGAAGACUGCUCUCUCUGUGCAGAAGCCUACUGCUACUGCUCUGUCCCCCAGUCACUCAGUCCACCCUGCACAGGGAGAGUCCAGCCAAUGUUCAGACUUGUCUGGCUACAAAAGAACCCUGCCCCCCCUGUUGGCCACCCAGCGGGUGCCUGUGGUGCAAGGCUCUGAGCUGCCACUGUUACCCUACAGCUACCUGCCCAGUGACCCCAGCCAGUGGAACAUAGCAGACGUCUAUGAGUUCAUCUCCUCUCUAUCAGUGUCGCUGCUGCCCUGCACAAGCAUCGCUGCCUGCUCCUUCAGCCCCACCACCACCCCAGCAUCCACCUGCAGGCUCUGUCUACGGGGGAAUAUAUUUAAUCAUCACUCCCCAAUAUCUCAUGUAAACAUAUCUGCGGGGAGUGAUACGGUCAGAGCCUCGACGCCAAACUUUAACUACGUUCUGCUUUGUGAUAAACAUUUCAAACGUUGUCUGGAGAUUGCCGAGGAGUUCCGUUCUCAGGAGAUUGAUGGACAGGCUCUGCUGCUGCUGAAAGAGGACCAUCUCAUGGGAACCAUGAACAUCAAACUGGGCCCUGCGCUCAAGAUCUUUGCCCAGAUCAGCAUACUCAAAGACUCGUAGCCCACCUCACCUUGCCCCUUACACACACACAGACGCACACACACACUGCUGUGACUGGACAAACACAAUGUGUGCUCAGGAGUUAAAUGACUGUGAAUAGAAUUUAGCUACCAGGCCAGAAGUUUUUGAUAGAUGUUUUGUCAUGGCCUGCUGAACACGAGGACAUCACCUGGGACUGUCAGACUCACCUUUACACUAAUAACUUCACUGUGAUACUACUUCAGGCAAACUUCACCCCUUAGUUUGAAAAGAAUGUUGUCCUGUGCUGAGAAGUGUUUCAAUGAGAGCGUAUCGUUUUCAUAAUGUAGUUCUGCAACUUCCUUGGGUCCCUGCAGGAGAGGUUUAAGGUUAGCUGUUGAUUUGUUCUAGCAUUUCACACAGGAAAUUCCUGUGAAAUUUCAGUUGUGUAUUUGCCAGUUUAGCCCAACAUUUCGGAAAACAACCCUGUCUGAUUAGGAGAUCAGGGCGCAUCUCUGUGCAAAGCGACAGUCACAACCCAGGACUUUUUAUCGCUUAUGGUUAUAGUUGGGAUAGAAACCGGUCAGUGUAUUUUUCCCAAAAGUGACCAAAGUAAGUUUGCAUGCGUGUGUGCAGUUUAUGAUUCAGUGACUGAAAUAUUGGACUUUCAGGAGACGGCGACACAUGACCAUGAUGCACAGUAUACUAGUCCUGUAUCAGGGGUAAGAUAGAGCAAGUCCAGCAUCAGUGUUAGACCGGGACUAGAGGACUCCAUUAACUGUGUGGAGAAAAGCCACCCAACAACUCAAAAAGACAUUUUGACCUGAUACAGACCAGGCUUCAUUUAGCUCUGCUUCCAGUCUUUGUGCUGUGAUAAAGAUGUCCUGAGCCAGUCUUUGCAGGCAUGACUUUACUGAACUCCGACUUUAAAAACACCUUGAUUGAAUGGUCAGGUUCUAAAUUGUUAUUUAAAAACACUUGACAGACUAUUUUUACAAGAUUGCCAUUGCACGUUAAAUGAGUACCAACACAUCCUCUUGAUAAACUUAACGAAGCAGAAAAACUGUUGUUUCCAUGUUAAGGCUCAUUUAUACUUCUGUGUCGGUGGUUCUGUACAGGAGCUGGACAUGGCCAUAUGAACACACCUAAAAUGUAAUGUGGCCCAGUGGAACUGAUUCAACGCUUUAGUCAUGUAUUAGAGGUGCAUUAUGUAUGAUUUUUUGUGAAGCUCAAAAUGUGAAGAAAUAAGUUUAUGUUAUGAAGAUGUUUAUGUACUGUGUCACAUAGAUAUCAAUUAAGCAAGCUCACUAACCAGCAAGAACCAGUCCAUACUGUGUCUUGUGAUACCACUUUUAUACCUCAAGAGGGGAUAGUCUGAUAGGAUAUCUCAGCGAUGAUACCUGACCACCCUCUUGCUCCUCUACAUCUGUACACUUCUCCUUCCCCUGCUUGACCCAAACUUAUCUUCGUCAUCCCUGGAGUCAAAGUCCUGUUCAAUGCCGCUGUAAAUGACCAUAUUCCCUGUUGUCAAACUGGCCUCCAUUCAGUCUCAGUCUGCUCCCUGGACGGCUGCUGAGCCCAGUUCCAUUGCCCGCUCACCUAGCUCCAAUUCUAGUGCCCGUGCCUGCACCACUCUCCACCAGAAUUCUUGCUGGGCCCCUCCUGUCCCAGGCCUGAAAACACUCUGCCUGUGUUCCAAGCUACCAGUCUCUGGGCUAACCAGCUCCAGUUGGGCAACAGUUGGCUGUGACUCCGGUGAUAUGCUGCCCCCUAUUUGUUUAGUGAAUAACUUCCACAAGAGGCCAUUUCUUAUGUAUUGCACCUUCAGAGACUGGGGGACAUUGUUUAUUAGCUGAUUCAGUUUGGAUUGAUUCAUGUCAAUUGCCCCAUACUACUUCUAUUCACUCCUUCAUGUGUCUGGUGCUUGUUCUUCGUGGACAAAAAGCUUUUUUUCAUGCAAAAAUUUUUCUCAUGAACUGUUGACUCCCACUGAUACAGCUCUUUGUCUGAAACAGUGAAUGAGUAUGAAUGUUCUAUAAUACCUGAUGACUGUACUCUCACUGGAGCAGUGAAGUCCAUGUACACGGGGGAUGGCUACCAUAAGUGCCUACUGUGACAUUGUGAUGCAGAAGUAUAAAUCAGGUAUAAUUUUGUCAUUUAAUUCUCCCUCUACCAAAGUAAAGUGAGUGUCUCUGCUGUCAGGACAUGUUAAAGCUGAGCAACAGUAAUGAUGUUCUAUUUUGUUCUUUUUAUUCCUACAGAUGUCAUAAAAAUGUUUGAAAAGUUGUAUGCCAAAGUAUAUUAUUCUAUUGUUUUAGAAGCUACAUCUACAGUUCAUUAACGUUAUGAAAACUGCAGUGCCCAUUUCAUGAUACCCAUUCAUAUUUUUGAGUGGUCGUAUUUUCAAAAACUGCUGUUUGUUAAAAGAUAAAGCUCACUGUAAUUGACCAGUCAGCAUUCAAACACAUUUUACAAUCCCUUGAUGAUCAAGAGCAUCAUUUAUUUACAGUGUGUUCUGUUGGACAAAAACUGGUUUCUUUAGUUGCAGUUGAAAUUUGAUGAUGACAUCACAAACGUUUACAAAAGACCAAAAACAUCCUGAAAAGAAUCUGUGUUAUAGAAAUGACUGCAAGUGUCACUAUGUUAAAAAUAACAUGGCAUAAAAAUAUUCUGAAGCUAGAGAAAAAUAAAAUCAUGAGAGGAAUUA
Messenger RNA from Acanthopagrus latus (yellowfin seabream), 4083 nucleotides. Its product is annotated as polyhomeotic-like protein 2. Gene Ontology annotation, molecular function: protein binding; zinc ion binding. The record is from RefSeq and is a predicted model, not a curated record. Gene Ontology annotation, cellular component: PRC1 complex; nucleus. The transcript has 8 exons. The coding region runs from base 348 to 1418 and encodes 356 amino acids. Lineage: Eukaryota; Metazoa; Chordata; Actinopteri; Spariformes; Sparidae.